CCUGUAGGAUCAGAGCCUGAUGAGCUGAUCCUCUCACUCAAUAAGAAUCUACUGCGUUCUCUGGAGGACGAAGGAACAUCCCCCAAUCCCAGUGUGCACCUGGCCCUGCGGCUGUCCACUCACCACAACCUUGGCAAGGAGAGUGAUCACCUCAAUGCACUUAAAACAGAUUUACACAAUGACAUUGAGAGGUAAAAUAGCAUGUUUAUAAAGCCCUUCUUAAUAAGUGCAAACAUCCUUUUAUGCAUUCCAUGUCUUAAAAAUGACCUGCAGUGUGUUCGUACUCAGUUUUUUGUUUUCAGUUACAAUUCAUACUUCUAAGAUUUAUAUUGAAUAACCUUUACCCUUCAAAAACCUUCCGUCUCUGCCCCUUACCCUGUAUCCUCUCCUUUUAGCUCUCUGGCCAACAGCCAGCCAGUGGUGGGUCGCCUGGCCCUGUACACUCUGGCCCUGAAGGCCUCCUGCUACGACCUCAACACCCUGACCUUCACUUUUAACCAGAGGAGCGAGACCCUGCUGACUCAUCUCAAGAGACAGAUGGAACUGGAGAAAGAGCACAUCGCCUGUAAGCCUCCUCAUUCCUCCAUCUGCCUCUACCAUAUUCAUUAAUGUUCUAUAAAAUGUCUGUAAUUCUUUGUUUGUUCUCAGUCGCUGUUAAUUAUUUUGUCUGCUAUGUUUUUGUCUGUCUUUCUCUCCUGCAGUCAGCCAGCGUCCUCUGACUAACUACUACCAGUAUUCUCUGGGCGUGCUGGCACUGUGUGUGAGUGGAGUUAGAGUCAACUCUCACGUCAGCAACAAGCUCAUCAGGGCUGUAGAGCAUGGACAUAUCAAACAUGAAGCCUCCGAUUGCAUUGGUAAGUGUGACCUAGGAAAUCCAGGAGCAUCUCCCUACUCUGAUUCUGUUUUCCUAUAGUUAAGCUGUUUAAAAAUGUAUUCACUCACUGGCUCCUUCCAAUUAGAUUCUAUAUAGGUGAUUUCAUGGAGAUGAUGCUAUACCCUUGCUUCAUCCCCGCUGUCCUUUUUUAGACACGUUUGCCAUGGCUGGGAUGGCCCUGCAGUGCCUGAAGGAGUCUGACACCCAGGUGCAGGAUGCGGCUCUGGACAAGGCCCUGGGUGUCAUCAAGCAGAAGCUACUGGACUCCCAGCGGGCUGAUGGUCACAUGGGCAAUGAGUUCAGCACAGGCCUGGCAGUGCAGGUAAGGACUGGGCCACUUCCCCUCUCUAGGCCUAUAUUAACCUGUGCAGCAUUUGCGUAUGUGAUUGGAGCAAUACAAGCAUUUGGCAUGCCAAUAACAUGGUGUGUCCCAGGCCCUGCUGGCGAUGGGCAGCCACGUGCAGGAGUGCGCUACCUCCAUGGAGGCCAUGAGGUCAGAUGUGAGGAAGGGAACCUAUGUCAACGCCAUGGCCAUGUCCCAAACUCUGCCUGCUCUCCAGCAACAAUCCUACCUGCAAGUCAAGGGCAAGGAGUGCCGCAAUGAGGAUGGCAAGUGCUGCAUUAUCACCUAACCCAAUAGUGGUCAAUCUGUUUUUGAGGUGUGAGCCUCCUCACUCUGACUGACUCUGCUUUGUUGGGUUUUCCUCUGCAGACAGUCUGGUCCUAGAGGCAAGGGAGCCAGUGAUGGUGUUACAGAGUCAUACCAAAGUAGCCCUGAAGGUGGAGGUGGUCAAAUCGCAUGGGACAUCUGAUGUCUAUUCUGUGGAUGUGCCAACGGGCACCUCAUUGGUUGAUGCCCUUGAAAUCCUUCAAAAGAACAACGUUGACUUCACGUGAGUUAAUGGGAUGCUUUUUUGGGUUGAGACGUUAAUCAAGUUCCAAAUUUAUACUUUUUGGUGAGAUCAUUUGUCUCAUAAAGAACUUUAUAUAACUUCCCAGUGGUGUGAAUAGCUUAAAGUGUCCUAUCAUAAGUAGAACAUAAUGAAUUCUCCUCCUUGCUCCGUCCUCUGCCUACACUGCAGGUUUGAGAAGGAGACCAGCCUGUGGGGACCUUUCCUGAGCGUGGUGAAUGGGGAACGGGCUAGACAGACCGACCGCAGAUACUGGCACCUCUCCUCAGACGGCAACACUCUCAGCCAGGGUGAGAACACAAAGGGUUAUGUGGCAUAGUCAACACAACUUUCUUAUGUCGUUACUAGUUAUUACUCAACAAUACAAUUCAUGUCUUAACUGCUUUGAUCCAAACAUUGAUUUCCUCACUACUGCUACUAAAAAUCAAACAAUGAUUGGUUUCUCUAUUAGGUAUCAAAGACUUCAAGAUUGAGAUGGCUCAACAGAUCACCAUCAAAAACACCAGCUAC
This is a messenger RNA of Coregonus sp. 'balchen', 2295 nucleotides long. The record is from the annotation of a GenBank genome assembly. Lineage: Eukaryota; Metazoa; Chordata; Actinopteri; Salmoniformes; Salmonidae.